Closterium sp. Yama58-4 is the source of this 2121-nucleotide messenger RNA. The record is from the annotation of a GenBank genome assembly. NCBI's taxonomy places the organism in Eukaryota, Viridiplantae, Streptophyta, Zygnematophyceae, Desmidiales, Closteriaceae.
AUGCAAGAAGUUUAUUCAGCCCCUCAGGUCCCACCACCCAGCACAAAAUCUCUCCUCUCUGUGCUGCCUGGAAACAAAUGCGCGUCGCGCCCAGCUGUGUUUACCGUUCCGCCAAUCGUUAUGGCAUCAGCAGCGCAUCUCAUACCCGACGACACUGACGAAUACGUCCGCGCUCCACACGUCGCAAAUGCUGCAUUGCCGUUCGCCGCGAAGCUCGACAGCGAGGAUGGCGCCGUCGACGACGGCGACAUUCACGCCGCAAUCAGCUCGUUUCUCGCUCUUCCCAACAGCUUCUGGGACUCAUCGAUCCCGCCUUUUCUGGCGGUAGAACCUUUGCCAACCAAUGCAUGCGCGGAGGCCGCGGGAGACGCGGUCAGAGGAGCGGCGGACGAAAGCGGAGGCGAGCGGCGCGACGAUGCGGCUGUCAAAGGUCGAACGAAUGAUAGCGUGGUUUGCAUUGGCAACGCGAAAGAUGCGAACGCGGCGACGGUGACGCAAAUUUCGGACAAUAUAAAGCGAGAGGCCGCGGAGCUGCUGCGACGGAACAACGCCGACUCCUCGUCGCUCAAGCGUCGCGCGCCGGAGCGCCCUCCGCCGUGCGGCAGCAGCAACGUGAAGAAGCAGAAACUGCAGCAGCAGCAGCGGCGCAAGGCGCAGCAGAACGCCAAGAUCCUGUCGGCACUGCUGACGGCGCUCGCGUCACUCGACCAGUGCUCCUCCGAGGUCUCCGCGGACGACGAAUCCGCGCCCAACACGCCGUCCCCCAAAAGGCGGAAGGCGGCGUGCGGAAAGACCCCCUUGGCGGCGACCGCGAACGCGCACGGCGGGAGCGUCAAUGCGGCAGAGGCUCCUGAGGGGACAGAGGCGCCGCCGUCGACUGAGGCUCCGAGGGUGGUUGCGGCGACGCGGAAUAGCACUGGCAGUGCGAGCCAGGCCAGCGCGGCGGCACACGGGAAGAUGUCUGCGCUGGGGGGACGCGGAGCGAGGAUCAAGUCGGCAUCGCUGCCGGGACUCACCCAGCAAGGAGAGAAACGAGCUCUGGCCCAAGGUUUUGCGCAAGGAACGACGCGCGUGGAGGAAGAACACGACGCGUGGAGCGCCAAGGACGAGGUCCCGAAUGCCCCAGGGAAGCCACAACGAGGUGGCACGGGCAGGAGCCUUCUGGACGCAUUUCUUGCGGACCUGCCCGACAUUGACGGGCAUCUGGACACUGUUAUGUCCUCACUAUGCUCUGAAUCUGUUGCGACUGCAUGCACAGGAGGAGUGUCGAAGGACAAUGCUGCUUGCGCAGGUGUGGACGGAGCUUUGGUGGAUGCAUUUCCGCAGCCGUCGUCCCACCUCUCUCCGCCCCUGACUCCUGUGCUCAGCCACGCUCCAGGGUUUGGGCAUGUUCACGAGAAGCCUCCGCCUGUUGAUGAGGUGCGCAAUAACGAGGAUGAAGGCGAUGAUGAGGACGACAGGCUCAGCACCAGCAGUAUUGACAGCGAGGAUGCAGCGGCUGCUGCUGCGGCGGCGACAGCUCUGGCCAUGCGGACACGAACGAGAGAGGCAGAGGAGAAUCAUGCGCCUGAACCGACAGCAGGUGCUCUGUAUCCGGACAAUGUGGCUCAGAUGAAGCACGGGGCAGGGCUGCGACCUCCUCCUCUGACGCUCCCUAGUACUCUAGAACCUGUUGGUUAUGGUUCCCCGACAUCUCUCGGCAGUCCGUUUAACCAAAUAAAAGCGAGCACACCUGGCAACAGAGACUCGCCAUAUGCCAUGCCUCUUGGAAUUGGGACACCAUUCCUCUCUCCGAGGUAUGGUGCUGUGGGGGGGAGUGACAUGGACGACUGGAUGCCUCGCAGCCGCGGGCGCAAGGACCGGCAGGUGGCGGGCGGGCGCAUCAAGGCGCGGAGCAUGGCGGAGAGGCAGAGGCGGGAGAGGAUCAGCGAGGGGCUGCAGAAGCUGCGGAUGGUGGUGCGCGGGCAUGGGGACACGGCCACCAUGCUUGAUAAUGCUGUCGCGUACGUGCAAGCACUGCAGGAGCGAGUGACAACGCUCGAAACAAACAUGCUGCUGCACCAGGCAUCGUGCAAGAUGAAGGAAGAUGGAUUUGGCGUUGCCAAUGAUCGAGAGGGAUAG